GAGGUGAGUCUUUUCUACAUGUAUGUUAUGCUAUAUUUCUUUCUUCUUGUCAGCUUUUAUUGAAUAGAUUAAAAAUGAUUUGAAGGUGCUUUAAAACUGCUUUUUGUUAUUGACUAAUGAGUGUGUUUGGUGAUGUGCUUAUUAGUUGUGACCCUGUUUGAUUAAUAUUUAUGGGGAAAUUGGGAUCAUACUAAUUUGCUUAGAACUGUGUGUUAUGUACGCUUUCAUGUACAGAAUGUAAUUGACAUGCUUGUGAUGUUUUGUGUGGUUUGGGUGUGAUAAUUAACAAUUUCACUGUAAAAGGCCUGUUCCGACAUGAUGCAACAUAACUUUAAAUCUCAGACCCACAAACUUUCACAGAGAAAUUAUUUUUGUCGCUAGGUUUCAUAAACAAUGUGGCUCAACUUACAUGUAAUUUGUGAAAAGGUAACAUUACAUGGUAUUGACUUCUUUGUUUUUUUCUUUUUAACUUUUUAUAGAAAAUUUCCUUAUUUGAAGUUGAGACAUGUAUGUAUAAUGCAUGUUUACUCUCAUAUCUGUAUCAUGUAUAAAAGAACAAUGCUUUUUGCAACUUUUUGUUAGAGAACUCUGCUUUUCUUUGGUUUGAUGAUUUGUUAUGAUUUUAUUAAGGGAUCCAAAUGUUGUCCGUCCGUCCGUCACAAACAUUAUCACACAUAGUUCCGCAACCGUUAAUCACUUUUCAACCAAACUUGGGUGGUAGAUGUAUUAACGGGACUUGCAUGUAAUGCUGCAGUUGGAGGUCACAUGGUAAGGUCAAAGGUCAUUUUCAGGUCAACAUUAAACAUUAAGUGCCAGACUCUCUUAUGACAUAGCUCGCAACCGUUAGUCACUUUUCAACCAAACUUGGAUGGUAGAUGUACUUUAAUAGGGGACCUGCAUGUUAUUUUGCAGUCGGAGGUCACAUGAUAAGGUCAAAGGUCAUUUUCAGGUCAAUGUUAAAGUUUGCGUGCAAGACUCUCUUAUGACACUUAACUCCACAACCGUAAGUCACUUUUCAGCCAAACUUGGAUGGUAGAUGUAGUUAUUGAACGUGCAUGCUAUGCUGCAGUCAGAGGUCACCCGGUAAGGUCAAAGGUCAUUUUCAGGUCAACAUUAAAGUUCACGUGCAAGACCCUAUAAUGACACAUAACUCCACAACCGUAAUUCAUUUUUCACCCAAACUGUGGUUUUAGAUGUACUUAGGGGACCUGCAUAUCAUGACGCAGUCAGAGGUCACAUGGCAAGGUCAAAGGUCAUUUUGAGAUCAUUGUUAUGACAUAACUCCGCAACUGUAAGUCACUUUUCACCCAAACUUGGGUUGUAGCUGUACUUAAGAGACCUGCAUGUUAUUUUGUUCAGAGGUCACAUGGUAAGGUCAAGUCUCAUUUUGAGGUCAACAUUAAAGUUUGCGUGCAAGAAUCUUAUGACAAAUGUUUUUCCAUCCCACUUAUUUUACAAUGAACCUUUAAUACAAUUCUGUUGCAUGCCCUUGCAAAUCCCGAUAUUUCCGGUUACUUUCACAAGUGGGCGAGACACAACAUCGCUUAUGCCUUGUUUAUCCAUGGGUGCAUCUUGGUUUAGUGACUGACUGUCGCCUUUCAAACAGAGGGUCACAGGCUCGAAUCCUAGCCAUGGCAUGUUUUCCUUCAGCAAGAAAAUUAUGCACACUGUGCUGCACUUGAUCCAGUUGAGGUACUAGUAUAUUGUAAAUAGGUACCUGGCAGGAUUAAUUCCUUGAAUGCACUGAGCGCUGUUGAAAAAGUGGUAGCUGGAGCUGAAGUCACGGUAAUAAUAGCAGUGCUUUGUAUAUUUCUCUGGCAAAAAAUGCUGUAUAAAUUCAGCUAUUCUUAUUAUUUUUACUUUCUUUGUUUUCAAAGGGCAACAAGAAUUACAUGCAGAUCAGAUUUAGAAUUGACCAAACAACUGACUGAUCUUGUUGAUAACUUUACCCUCCUUGAUAUACUGAGUAAGGAAGAACAAGAAGACGUUCUCAACCAAAAGAUUGAUGACAUCAAGAAGAAAAAUGAAGAGAGAGCUCGACGUCACCAGGAAAUAGAGGCAGACAAGAAACUAGCCAGUAGUACUGGAUCUACUGUCACUAGUCCACCUUUGAGUACCUGUUCCUCAACAUCUUCAACAUCAUCAUUAUCUCACCAAUCGCCAACCCAAACCAACACCAAUAGAAGUGCUAACUCAUCUCCAUCGCCAGCUUCUCAACAAAGAUUGCAGGGGAGAUCACAGCCUUCUCUCUCACAUCAGAAUUUGCCAUCAUCAGGUCCUAAGCAGCAGGGUCAAAGGAGUGAUACCGCUUCACCUUUGACCUUUACCAACCAGUCAACAUCACCUCCUGACAUAGCAGCAAGGCAGCAGCAGCUUCUUGAACAAAGGAGCAACUCAUCUUCACCAUUCUCAGAAGCAGGCAGCAUAGGAGAAAAGAUGGCUGAACCCAAACGCACUGUAUCCAAUCCAUCUGCAUCAGGUAGGGAUCAGUCUAACUAUGAAUUCAUCAACAUUGAGCUUCAGAAUACUGGUCGUGGUCUAGGUUUUGGUCUAGUAGGAUCACAUGGUAUUGGAGUGGUUGUAAAGACCAUUGUACCUGGAGGAGCAGCAGAACAGGACGGUCGACUUGACAGUGGUGAUAUUGUAUCUCAGAUCAAUGAUAUCAAUUUAGAAGGAAAGACACGGGAUGAGGUCUACAACAUUCUCAAAACCACCACAGGGAUGGUACGCCUUAAAGUCAAGAGAAAUUUAGCAAAGUCCGGCAAAGUUCAGAUGAAGAGAGAUGUCCAACAGGCAAGAAAAGAUAAAAGACCAGUAAGUAUGAACACUAAUUUGUAAAGAGAACAAACUGAAAUCAUAACAUAUCUAUCCAUCUCACUGGACUUUAAACAAAAUUUUGUUUUCCUCAUUUUUUAUUUAUUUGUGAUAUAAACAAGUAAAACGAUACUUUUUUUUCAAAUUAUGAAGCAUAAGGUGACCCGCUUUUAUUGUUUUAAUGGGUUCAAUCGUUUAUGAGGUAUUGUGUCAAUUGCUUGAUUUUUCAGGGAGAACACUGUUGAACUGAAAUUAAUUUACAACAUUGGUUUGUGAACUGUCUGAAAAUAUUAUAAGACAUGGGCACAGUGAACAUUCAUUAAGUUGUUGCAUAUUACAUUCUUCAUCAAGUUAUGCCUAAAUAUUUGUAAAAAUAGUGAAUUAGGAAAAGAGAUGAUUGGACAGGAUUGGCACCUCACUUAUUGUUAAUAGUAAAAAAGUCAAAUUAUGGGAGCUUCAAGGAUUUUCAGUUCAGAGCGAGACUAAAGGCGCCGCUUUUCCGAUGGCGGCGGCGACGUUGUCAACAUUGAAAUCUUAACCAAGGUUAAGUUUUUGAAAUGUUAUCAUAACUUUGAAAGUAUUUUGACCUAGUUCAUGAAACUUGGAUAUACGGGUAAUCAAGUAUUACUGAACAUCAUGCCUAAGUUUCAGGUCACAUGAUCAAGGUCAAAGAUCAAAUAGGGUCAACAAAAUUUGGCCAUGUUGGGGUUAUUUAAGGAAUUGUAACUUUAAAAGUUUAUGGAUCUAGUUCAUUAAACUUGGACAUAAGAGCAACCAUGUAUCCCUCAAUAUCAUGUGCUAGUUUCAGGUCACAUGACCAAGGUCAUAAGGUCACUUAGGGUCAAUGAACUUUGGCCAUGUUGGGGGUAUUUAACCCUAUCCAGGCCGGGGGGGGGGGGGGGCCUCGGAGGCCCCCCCUAAACGAAUCGCGCAAUAUUUUUGCCAUGCGAAAUCUUUUGACUGCGCCGCUCGCUGACUUUUUACUUUCAAGUCUUGCACAACUUUUGAGACCAGUUUUGUGUCACCCAGGUAUGCGGUUCCGAAAUUACGCAACAUUAUGUAAGUGCAUGUCAGACCAAAAAUUGCUCAAAAACGUGAUUUCGUGUAUAAAGUCAAUACAAAUUGUGUUUUCAACCAAAAAUCAUAAAUGUAUGAUUAUUUUUAGUUUUGCUGGUCCAAAUGUAUUUAUUUUAUGCUGUUUAUGAUCUCAGAAGAGUCCCCAACAAAUUUCAUUG
Lytechinus pictus (painted urchin) is the source of this 4049-nucleotide messenger RNA. RefSeq names its product inaD-like protein. NCBI's taxonomy places the organism in Eukaryota, Metazoa, Echinodermata, Echinoidea, Temnopleuroida, Toxopneustidae. The record is from RefSeq and is a predicted model, not a curated record. Bases 1825 to 2838 code for a protein of 337 amino acids. The transcript is spliced from 8 exons. Gene Ontology annotation, molecular function: protein binding.